Messenger RNA from Cervus elaphus (red deer), 2934 nucleotides. It is a transcript of the gene YPEL1, whose product is annotated as yippee like 1. The record is from RefSeq and is a predicted model, not a curated record. NCBI's taxonomy places the organism in Eukaryota, Metazoa, Chordata, Mammalia, Artiodactyla, Cervidae. The transcript is spliced from 5 exons. The coding region runs from base 363 to 722 and encodes 119 amino acids.
ACGGCGGCGCGGCGGAGCAGCGGCUCCAAAACAAAGGGCAGGCGGCCCGCGGGCGGCGGCGGGAAUGCCUCGCGCGCGGCCGGGGCGCCAACGGCCGCAGCGCGUCCCGGGCCGCGCCGGGGCCGCCGGAGAGCCGCGCCCGCGCUGAGCGAGGCCGGGCCGAUGGGCGCUGCGGGCCGGGGCGCGGAGCGGUGGGCGGCCGUGGUGGCGUUUCUCUCACCCCAGCGGUGUGGACGGAGCCACACACCCUCCGAACAACAACGGCUCUGGCGUGCGUGUCCCAGUGUUUGUUCUGCUGGAGAGCCCAGCAGAGCUGCAGCUCCUCCCGCGCCGGCCCUGAGCUGAGCCAGGAGUGCCCCGCGAUGGUGAAGAUGACCAAGUCCAAAACUUUCCAAGCGUAUCUGCCCAACUGCCACCGAACCUACAGCUGUGUCCACUGCAGGGCCCACCUGGCCAAUCACGACGAGCUGAUCUCCAAGUCCUUUCAGGGAAGUCAGGGACGAGCCUACCUCUUCAACUCAGUGGUGAACGUGGGCUGCGGCCCCGCAGAGGAGCGCGUCCUGCUCACCGGCCUGCAUGCCGUGGCCGACAUCUACUGCGAGAACUGCAAGACCACGCUUGGGUGGAAAUACGAGCACGCCUUUGAAAGCAGUCAGAAGUAUAAAGAAGGAAAAUUUAUCAUCGAGCUCGCUCACAUGAUCAAAGACAAUGGCUGGGAGUAAAGUGGACUUCCUGUUCCCCCUUGAAUGUGACUGAGACGGUCGUCAAGGAGCUGAGGCGCGUCCGAGGGCAGGUGACCCCCCCGGCCAGCCCCCUGGGUGAGGCAGCCCCCGCAAGCUGUGUCCUCUUCAUGCACAUGGUUGUUUCUGAAAUGUUCCAAUGACCUGUUUCUAAUUUCUCAAGAUCCAGAGAAAGACAACCGACUGAUGACUUGUCCAUCUAGUCCAUACAUUUUGUAAUCAAUGCUUUUGAGGUAGAGUUUGGCUGUGUUCUGUUGUUUUGAUGGAACCAGACUGAGUCCCCAUGGACCCCAAGGCGGCCUCUCUGGAGAGCCAGCCCUGCUCGUCUGGAGUGAAGGGAGGGGACCACUUCUCACUGACUCUCGGACCCGCCGCGUGGUGGUUCUGCGUGCAGGCCGCCCAGGGCAGUGCUCUGCCAGGAACCUCCCUGACGGCCGUGCGUCUCUGCACCCAGGGUGCUUUUUAGCCUUGUUCAAAAGCAAAGGGCACCACUGGAUAACACUUUAGAUGACCUAGAAAUAGAGAAACGUGUCUGAUGGAGCACCCUGUUUGUUUAAGUCAGUAGCUUCCUUAUCUAGAAGGCGAGUGAGCGAGUGGUCAGCAGACAUGACCCCGGGCCCAUGCACAGGCCCUGAGUGGCUGGCCCGCAGAGUUCAAGCUGAUCACACUGGGCCGAAGGAAAGCAGACUUCCUUUUCUACUGUGAUGUACUUGCAGAAAAAGAAUUAUUUUUCCUAUAUUUGAAAGAGGCCAGAACAGGAUAAACUUCCAAAUUAAGAUCUGCCACUGUUUUCACGUUUUCCACAGAAAGUUCCAGUUGCAAGACAGGUGUAAACUCGUUGCUCGGGGGCCCCAGCCCGCCCUGGUUCUGCUCGAGUUCCCACGCGUUGGGCCUUUGCAGGGCUGGGCUGCGUGUAGCUUCUGGCCAGUCUGCAGAGUGGAGGCCAAAGGCCCUCUGGCCAGUGAGCCCAGCCUGAGACGCCCGGGAUCCCGGCCCCACCAUCUCAUGGCCACAAACUGGAGACUGGGGGGCUCUCCCCUGAGCCUGGAGCCCCGGCUGCUGCUCCAGGCUCAGGGGAGCUUCCUGUGGGCACCCUCUGACCCACAGCCUGGACCAUGGGGAGCCCUAGGCUCCCCCACCCAGGGUGCUGGGUCGUCCACAAGGGUGCCCAGCAGGCCGCCUCCUGGCAGAGCCCCGGGGCCUGGUGCUUGGAGCCCCUUGGGAAGGUCCAGCGGGCACCCACCCUGAGGGCUGAGUCCGAAUCCCUGAGAGCCAGCCUGAGCCGGCAGCCGGGCGCUCCUCCAGCAGAUGCUUCUGGACGCCGAGGAGCCACCUGCAGUUCCCGUGUCCACUGCACUCACAUGUGGAGCGUGUGUUCUGGGCUGUCUCUGGGGGUGCGGCAGCCUUCCUCCCCAUGGCGCGGGAUGGCUUCGAAGCUGAUACCAGCCAAGGCUCUCAGCCACUUUCCUUGUGGGUCUUCUGCAAAACCCAAGCUCCUUUUGAAACCAAACGAACUGACCGUGAGCAGCUUCAAGGACCAACGCUCCUGAGGCCACAGCCAGACGUGCGGGUCAAGUGCUGGGACGCUCCCCUUUAAGUUCCUACAUGGCUAUCACCCCACGACUUUUAUUUAAAUUAUUUAAGAUAUUUUUUCCUUGGGAAGAGUGGGAGGUGACGCCAGGAUUAUAAAUGCGUUUAAGUCCACUACGUAGUGUUCUCUGCACGUUUCCUUUAGAAAUGGGGUUUAGCUCUGGCUGUUUUUUAAGUAUAUAUAUAUAUAUAUAUAUAUAUAGUAUUUUUAUACCUUAACGCUUACUCUUGAUGGCAUCUGUCAGCUAUAAGGAGGGAUCAGAAAUGGGAAUUGUUUCAAAAGUCCUUUACCUGAUGCCCUCACCAGGGACUUACACAAUCUGAAUGUUUUUUGACAUCUAGAGAAGUACAAUUUCAGCUCCAAAAUGACUUAGAGACGUAAACCAUCCCUCAUCAGAGGCCCUGGGCAGGCCUGUCCCCUCUGUGGAGCUGUGGGUCUGCAGCCUGGGGUGGCUGGCCUUCCGUCAGGGCAGGUGGGCCCGGCUGCUGGACAGAUGGACAGAAGGCCAGGCCAGCCCAAAGGCACGCUCCCCAAGCAGGACUGCCCAUGUCUGGCCCUCCAUGCUCUGUCUGCGUGAGCUUCCAAAAUAAAGCUUCCAAUGUU